AGCUCCGCGCGGGGAGGGGAAGAGGAGGACUCCGGGCCGGCCGGGUGUCCGAGGGCGGCGGGUCGCGGGAAGGGGGAGACUGAGCAUGCGCAGCCGCUCCGGCGAAGGCAGGGAGGAGGGGACCCGUGCGCGCGCGCACGAGCGGCCCGCCGGCGGCCGCGGGUGGAGGGGGCGGUUCCUCGAGUGUCGGCGGCCGGAGGGUGGGCAGGCUGGUGGCAGGUGCCGCCUGGGCCACCGCCGCAGCCUCCUCCGGGUCCCGAAGCUCCCGAGCCUCCGGAGGUGAUGAGCUGGACUCCGUCGGGGGCUGCACCUGCCGGCUGCCCAUCACUCCGCGCCUCCCGGCGUGACCUCGGCCUCCCAGCGCGCCCGAUCCCCGCGGCGCGGUGCUGCCCCUGAGCGGGAGCGGCGGCGGCCUCCUCCGCACCGCGUCCUCGCUGGGGGGCCGCGCGGGGACAGCGCCGGGCCCCCUCCCCUCCCCCGUCCGCCGUCCUCAAUGUCUCCACGGCGGGGAGGGGGCUGCCUGGGAGACGCGCUGAGCGGCCCCCCUCGGAGGUCCGUCGGCCGCAGCAGCAGCGCCCAGCCCGGCGCCCCGCAGCCUUGCCCGGCGGCGGCGGCCUGGAGGAGCCGCGCACCCGCCGCCGCCCCCGGAGCCUCACACCCGCUGCCGCCCCCCGGCGCCGGAGGAGAAGGCGGCGGGCGCCCCCCAGGGAAGAUGAAGGCGGAGGGAGGUGACCACUCCAUGAUCAACCUGUCGGUGCAGCAGGUCCUGAGCCUCUGGGCCCACGGGACGGUGCUGAGGAACCUCACGGAGAUGUGGUACUGGAUCUUUCUCUGGGCUCUCUUCUCCUCUCUGUUUGUCCAUGGUGCUGCGGGAGUGCUGAUGUUCGUCAUGCUGCAGAGGCAUAGGCAGGGGAGAGUGAUCUCCGUCAUUGCAGUCAGCAUUGGAUUUCUGGCUUCUGUAACUGGAGCAAUGAUCACUAGUGCAGCAGUAGCAGGCAUUUACCGAGUAGCAGGGAAGAACAUGGCCCCUUUGGAAGCCCUGGUGUGGGGCGUUGGACAGACUGUACUGACGUUGAUCAUCUCCUUUUCAAGGAUCCUCGCCACACUUUGAGGUUUCUGUGGAAAUGUCUGACCUUACAUAAGGAAACAGAUGUACAGAUUCUCUGAAAAUGGCAUUGUUAGCAAGUGGGAAUUAAAUUAUACAGGAAUCCUGGAAGGAGCAGGUCGGAGCAUAAGGCCUUGAGCUGUGUGGAAAGAUUGCCCUCUGGUGUUCAAGUGAUUGCACUACCGCACUGCACCUUACGUGCCUCCGUCCCAGGCAAGGCGAAUUACUCUGAGAAGCUACAAGAAAACGCACCUUGUUUAGCUGCCAAUCAGGUUAACAUUGGUGUUGAAUCAUCGUUUUUAACAGUGUUGUGUUUAAGUUACAGGGACAUUUUGAAGAAUUGAUAUAUGUGCCAAACUCUUCUUUUUUUAUAAAUUGGUCAUGUGACAGUUUGCAAGUGUAGAUGUAGAUGAGACAAGUGCUGUGAAAGUGUUUGACAUGAAUUCAGGUCACGUAGUGAGACUUUGUAACUAAAUCCUGUGUGAGUGCCGAAUACCGAAUUGUUUACUAGGAGAUAAAUUAUUUUAUUUUUAAUGUUGAACUUUUUUGGGAUUUAGGGCUUUAAUAUGGUUAGGCAUUAUUGUUAUUUAAUUUAUGUGGAAAAUAAUAUUAAUGGAAAACUAGCUAAACUCUUUUAAGGACUCAAAGUAGAUCUAUAGGGUUCAUCCUUUUCAUGAACAUAAAUAAUACUUUUAAUAGUUUCCCUCAUACAUAAAUGUUCUAUUGAUAUGAAUUAAAAAACUUUAUCGGUAACACACAUUGAUUGUAGUUUGUGUGUCAUAAAAAUAUUAUUUGAAAUUUUUCUUAUAAAUUUUGUUAGAAAACAAGUCUGAAAUGCAUGUUGCAUUCUUUGACCCUCUAAAGAAAGUUUUGCCCUGUGUCUCAUGGAGAAAACAUCUUCACAACUGUUCCUCAGUGGGGUUCUAUGACUUGUUGCCUAUGUCUUGAUUUUUGACAAAGUGUAAGCAGUCUUUAAUUCUGGAGUAUUAACUAUAUUUAAAGAGUGGCCUAAAUUAGGCUGUGAAAACAAAAAGCCUCAUUUGUAGAUAAGUAACAGUAAGUUAUCUAGGGAGAUUAAUAAACUAUCUUACUUUGGAUAUGUGGUAACAAAAUUUCACUGAAUAAGAAUUGAGGAAUUUAGUAAAUCUGGCAGUCCAUCUCAGUGUUUAAAACAGUACUGAAAUAUAUUUGAGUGAUUCAUUUUGUUCAGUUCUUGAUUUAUGCUAAGUUUAUUAGAAUGUGAUGGCAUUUAUUGGAAAUGAAAAAGUCUUUAGUAUAAAAUAUUUUAAGAGAUUUUGGCAACAUAUAAUUGUUUUUAAGACUACAGGAAGUAAGGGAAACAGAACCUGCUUGAACUUAUCUCCUCCUGACAUUUUUUAAAACCAGGUACAAUUAUAAAUGUUCUUACUCAAAGGAGAGCUAUUGCAGAGAAUGCGAAGUGAAGGACAAUCCAGAAAAACAUCAGCGUGCUUCAGCCUUGCUGCUUUAGAACCUGGUUGGGUAACAAGUAGGUUCCUAUUAGGUCCCAUUCAAAUUUAAGGCCUUUGCUACACAGGUCACUUUUCCUUCACCAAAAAAAUAGUGAGGAGUUGGUGGGAGAGGAGAAGCUACUUUUACCAGUAGGAAAGCCAAUUUGGGGAAUUUUCUAAUUCUGUGGCUUGGAAAUUUUUUAAAAAAUAACAAUUAGCAUCUAUGCACUUAGAGAUCUUUGAAGUAAAUCUUAAAAUUGAUUUUAAAUAUGUAUAACCCUGAAAUUAAUUUCAUGUGUUCUUUAUAGUUUUGAUGUUUUCCAAAUUAAAUUUAGGCAUAAGUUUUCCAAAUUAAAUUUAGGCGUAAGUUUUCCAAAUCAAUUUGAUUUAUCCUUUUCUGUUAGUCUUGAAUUCAGUGUUCUUUCUUUAUGUUGGCUAUUCUGUCAAUAAUUUAAAGUGUUUGUAUUCUUUGAGAGGAAUUACCAAUAACAUAUUGAAGAUGUACAAAAUGAAAAAUUUUAACAUAUAGUUAUGUUGUGAUUUAAGAAAGUUAUCCUGGUGAGGUAAUAUGGAACAUAUGGUUCAGAAUCAAAACUUAACCGGAAAAUAACUUGGUACAUAAAUAUGUGAAUGCAUGGACCAAAGAGAUUCGAACUCCCAUUUUUACUCUUAGAAUGGAAGUAUAAUUUGAUAUAUAAUAAUUAGUUUGUAGAGUGUCCUAAUCUCAUUAUCAAGUUGCUUUAUAUUAUGAAGUGUGUGUGUGUGUGUGUGUGUGUGUGUGUGUGUGUACUUUUAACUUGUAGGGGAAUUCUUGUUUUGUUUUUGCUGUUUUCAGCUCUUUCCAUUGGGAUUUUGUGCAACUGUCACUCUUUUGAUGUUUUGAAAUAUAGUUGAAUGGUGUGCAUUGAUGAAAUUGUCUUAAUAGAUAUUUCUAUGUUGAGAUUUUUUUUUAAAGUUAGUGGUUUUCCUACAGAUACAAGAAACAUGUAAUGAUAUAUAUCCACAUACACCUAUAUAUCAUUAUAUACGUCCACACAAAGCUGCCAUGUAUGAACGCAGUCUAGCUGGACAGCUGCUGUUCCAGGAACACAUCCAUGCUCUAGUGGAGAAUUUGUUCAGCUGAAUGAUCUUUUAAAUGGGUUUGAGGAUGUUUGAGAUUUUUUAAUUUGGGGAGAUUUUUCUUGGUUUAAUAGUGCUGGAGACCCUUGUUUUUAUAUGACAAAAGCUCUUAUUGAUGUAUUUGCGUUACACUUAUUUAAAAUGUGUUUUUGAUUUAGCAGUAAAUUCUCUUUGAUUAAAGCAGGAAGGAUAGAGGAAAUCAUCUGCAGUUUACACAUCUUUAUUUUUUUUCAUGUGUAGUAAAGUAUUGCUGACAAUGAAAUCAGUUCCCCAAAGAAGAGACUCCUAUAUGCCCAAACUAGUUAUUAUUUAACAUCCUGGUUAGAAAUGCCCAUAGGCCAGAGUUGAGUCAGGGGACCUCAUCUAAACUAUAAAUAACGCUGAAAACCUUUAAAUGAAGGAGGUGCAAAUAAUCUGCCCAUGGGAUGAUUCCAUGGGUUGUCUAGAAUAAGGCAAGUCCUAAAUGAUGGCUAUAUUCAGUGCUUGCAGCUUAAUUAUUCUUACUGUAGAUCUCAGUGUUUACCAAACAGUGUUAUAGUUUGUAACCCAAUGUACUAAGUGUUUGCAGCAUUUAGUAUUCCCAUUCCCUUAAAAAUUGUAAGGGUCUUAUUUGUACUUUAAGUGAGAAGUAAAGAAAUGAGCUGCCCUGUGUAUCAUGUAUUUGUGAUGUAAGGAACAAGGGUAAUUUAAAAUCAAAGAAUAUUGUUGGGAAAAGUCUUUAGAGAACUUUAAUUAAGGUGAGGAGACUGGGGCUGACAUGUUAACAUGCCCAAGCAGACACUUACACCAACUAAUUCAAUUGUUUAAAUAUUUUUGAUGGACCUACUGUGUAUGUAUAAAGCUGUAUGGAGUAUUUUCUAUAGGAAGUACAAGGAUGACUAAGAUAGGAUUCCUGCCCUUGAGUUCACCAAAAGCUAGCAAGAUGGUUUUAAAUC
Myotis daubentonii (Daubenton's bat) is the source of this 4628-nucleotide messenger RNA. RefSeq names its product transmembrane protein 170B (gene TMEM170B). Gene Ontology annotation, cellular component: plasma membrane. NCBI's taxonomy places the organism in Eukaryota, Metazoa, Chordata, Mammalia, Chiroptera, Vespertilionidae. The record is from RefSeq and is a predicted model, not a curated record. Gene Ontology annotation, biological process: negative regulation of canonical Wnt signaling pathway.